Messenger RNA from Phyllotreta striolata, 1686 nucleotides. The record is from the annotation of a GenBank genome assembly. Lineage: Eukaryota; Metazoa; Arthropoda; Insecta; Coleoptera; Chrysomelidae.
AUGAUCAAGACGGCCGGGAGGGACGUCAAGGCUGCUGUCGCUUGGGCGGGCUCCGAUUUACUGGUGAGGUUCUUCCAGCCCCAUCCGGAGGCUUACCAACAGGAGGAUUAUCGAGCGGGCCAUGGGUUGGAUUUUAUCGAAGGUCAAGGUGAGGAUUUCGAAAGGGCUUUAGAAAGUACCGGUUUCGGCAAAUUCCAUUUUUCUCUACUCACCAUAUGCGGUUUGAUUUAUUUGAACACCGCCAUCGGCAUAACGAUCAUAUCGUUCGUGUUACCUUCAGCGACAUGCGACUUCCAGAUGUCCUCAGCGGACAAGGGGUGGCUUACCGCAGCCCCUAUGCUUGGGAUGGUAAUUGGCUCGUAUUUUUGGGGUUGCCUGGCUGAUACGAAAGGUAGAAAAGUCGUUCUGAUCGGUGCUCUAAUGAUGGACGGAAUAUGCGGACUGUUAUCCAGCAUAUCUCAAGUCUAUUGGCUGUUUAUGCUCAUGAGAUUCCUCAACGGUUUCGCCAUAACCGGCGCGAUGGGCAUCUGCUUCCCGUAUUUGGGCGAGUUCCAGCCGAACAAGUACCGCGAAACGAUCCUCUGCUGGAUGGAAUUGUUCUGGACGUUGGGCGUGAUCGCCCUGCCGGGCAUCGCCUGGUUGAUCAUACCGCUCGAAUUCGAAUACGUCACCGACGGGUUCAAGUUCAAGAGUUGGAAUCUGUUCGUGGCGACGUGCUCGACGCCCAGCCUGCUCAUCGGCGCUUGGUUGUUGUUGUUCCCCGAAAGUCCGAAAUUUCUGUUGGAGUGCGGCGAGGCCGACGAGGCGCUCGACGUUCUGCGCGACAUGUACGCUACGAAUACGGGCGACGACGGCGCCAAUUUUCCGAUAUUGAGCCUGCGCGAAAAGGUGCGCACGAUGAGCGUGAUAUCCCAGCAGAGCACGCGGAGCAUCCGCAGCCUGCGGAUCAGGAAGCCCAAGGAGUUGAAAUUGCUGCUCAGAGAGAUAUGGGAGCAAACGAAGGCGUUGUGCAGCCCCCCUCAUCUCAGGUACACCAUCUUGACGUGCAUCAUACAGUUCGGAUUGACCACCAGCUAUUACACGUUGAUGAUCUGGUUUCCGGAGUUGUUCUAUCGCUUCGAGGAGUUCGAGAACAAGCACCCGGACGAGCGGGCGACCGUCUGCGAGGUGUCAUCGGUGGUGCUGUCGGGCAACGCGACAUUGGGCGACGAGCAGGAGUUCUGCGGCGCCCCCAUCGCAGAUUCGGUGUUCCUGCACACUCUGAUCAUCGGCGUCGCCUGCAUACCGACCAGUUUUUGGCUGCCUUUGUGCGUCCAUCGAUUGGGCGCCAAGUUUUUUUUGGUUUUCAGUUUAAUAGUGGCAGGAGGGGUGACCAUUGGGCUGUAUUUCGUCAGUUCGACGACGGCCAAUUUGGUACUAUCGUGUAUAUUCGAGGCUCUGACUAGUUUGGGCAUCAGUACCGUCUACUGCGUCAUGGUCGAUUUGUUUCCGACUAAUUUGAGAGUAAUGGCGGCGGCUUUGUCGUUGACGUUCGGCAGAGGGGGCGCUCUGAUCGGUAACUUGCUCUUCGGCUUUCUGAUCGAUUUGAAUUGCGUCAUACCGAUCGUACUGUUCGCUUCGAUGUUACUCGUGAGCGGUUUGCUGUGUUUGCUGUUGCCCAGCACGGGCAAAGGCUCGUUGGAAUAG